Thalassophryne amazonica is the source of this 957-nucleotide messenger RNA. RefSeq names its product cyclin-dependent kinase inhibitor 1Cb (gene cdkn1cb). Lineage: Eukaryota; Metazoa; Chordata; Actinopteri; Batrachoidiformes; Batrachoididae. The record is from RefSeq and is a predicted model, not a curated record. Gene Ontology annotation, molecular function: cyclin-dependent protein serine/threonine kinase inhibitor activity. Gene Ontology annotation, cellular component: nucleus. Bases 138 to 773 code for a protein of 211 amino acids. Gene Ontology annotation, biological process: regulation of cell cycle. The transcript is spliced from 3 exons.
UACCGUGCGCGUACUGCGCGACCGAGGUACAUUUAAAUCGGAGCGUGCGGACGCGGCGAGAGACGCAGAACACGCCUCACAUUUUAUGUCCUGCGCGGGUUUUUUAUUUGUUUGUUUAUUUUGGGAGACAUCUGGAAAUGUCUAACGUGCAGUUAUCGAGCAGCGCGCUGGACAGACUGGUGGCCAGAAGAACCUUUCCACUCCACCGGCGCACCAGCGUGUGCCGUAACCUCUUCGGACCGGUGGAUCACGACGAGCUGGAUCAGGACAUGAAAGACCAGCUGUGGGAGAUUUCCGAGCGGGAUGAACAGAGGUGGAAUUUUAACUUCAAGGCCAACACGCCUCUGGAUGGGAAUUACGAUUGGGAAGAGGUCCCCGCGGAUAAAACCCCGGUGUUCUACCAGGACUCUGUGCAGGUCGGCAGGACACGGGUGACGAUUACGCCCGUCAGACAGACGCCCUCCACGGACUCUGCGCUCCUGGAGCCCCCUUGUCUGGAUGUAGUAGAGCGCUUGGCCGCGCCUGGGAGCAGCAGCGCGCCCUGCCCAGCAGAAACCAACCAAGAGAACCGCACGGACAAGCUGAACUCAGGGAAGCAAAAUCGCCGACCGUGCGCCAGACGGAAGAGGACAACCGCGGCUGACAACACCCAGAUCACAGACUUUUUCGUCAAACGAAAGAGGGUCGCUGAGAAAUCCAAGGAUUUGAUCGCUUGUCAUCGCUCCAAAUCUCCAAAAUCGGCGGAGCAAACUCAGCGAAGGAGGAUCCGCUGAAGGUGAUUUUUGCACUACGUUACUGCGCCUUUUGAGCGUCUUUUUCCGUCCGCCACUUGACCCCGGAGAGGAGGAGAGAAAGCAGGGGGACUGCGGACGGAAACCCAUUACUGCUUCAGCUCGGUGCGCCGCAGCGGAGCGCAGCCCGAACACCGGACCAGACUCUCAGGACUGAUCGGUCAGG